AUGACUACAAUGAAGAGCACUCUCGAUCGGAUUGCUGCUGUCCAGGACAGUUUCCAGAUUGACCGCGACUUAGAGGUCAUAGAUGGCACGUAUAACACUCUUGGUGAGAUCGAGACGUUGAUUUCGAGCCAGAAGCAACAAAAAGGGGACGCGCUGGAUCAACUAACUACGAGCAUCGCUGACCUGAACGACCAGUUGCACCAACUACGACAGGACGUGUCCCGGCUGCAAUUGGAAUCGCAAAGAUACAACAACAAAGAGCAACUCUUCCGCGAGAACGCCCGCGAACUGGAGUCCCUAGAGCUCGAAAACGUCCAAUUGAAGGAUUCCAACGACACAGUGAUGAACCAACUCAUAGAACUCGCAGGGUACAACGAAAACGGGCACAUGGGGGGGCCACCCACUGCACUAGAAGAGGAGGAAAACGCCAUCCUGAGCGACCCAGUGGCACGUGCAAACCUGCUCAGGCUGCAACUGUACAGGUCCCUCGGUGUCUCGCUGGACGUCUCCUCAAACCAGCUGUUCAUCGCCUCCGGCGGCGGGCCCGCGUUCCAGACGGACACCCCGCAGACCCAGCCGGGAAGCCAGACGGGGGGCCAGACGGGGAGCCAGCCCAGCAGCCAGCCGGGGGGACCCGCCGCGACAGAGACGAAAAUCGACGCGCUGUCGUUGGACGACGAUUACUCGGAUUUUUACAAAACGAAAUUUAUUUGGGGGAAAAUUGGAGAAGGUGUGGGUGCAGGACGCAGCCUGGGCGGGCUUUAG
Molecule: messenger RNA, 765 nt
Organism: Huiozyma naganishii CBS 8797
Lineage: Eukaryota; Fungi; Ascomycota; Saccharomycetes; Saccharomycetales; Saccharomycetaceae
Gene: SPC24
Product: kinetochore-associated Ndc80 complex subunit SPC24
Exons: 1
Coding region: 1-765 (254 amino acids)
Source: RefSeq, a predicted model, not a curated record